AUGUUUCACGAUUCAACACCAACCCCAGCUGCGAAGGUGCGGCGACAUCAAAAGCAGCGCCCUGCAGUUCGCAGUCACUAUAAACUGGACGAAGUUGCGGAGUUCAUUCUUGCAGGGAACUCUGCCCCACCUGCCGAAUCCGUGCCUUUUAAGCGUGUUGCGUUGCAAUUCCCUGAUGAAUUACUUGAGGAUGCCAUCGCUGUGAUGGAGAAACUGAAGGGCCUCUUGGCUGAGAAACUAGGCUGCGCAGAGGUUGCGGAGGUUUCUACCCAAGCAGUUAACGAAGACCGCGUAAAAGCGGAGGCGGUGGCAGUUAAUGAUAAAAAAAUACGUCUUUUUGUGUUGGCUGAUAACACCUUUGGGUCCUGCUGUCCGGAUGAGAUCACUGCACAGCACUACGGCGGCGAAUGCAUAAUUCACUUUGGAGAUGCAUGCAUGAGUCGAUCUACACGUAUUCCAGUGUUUUAUGUGCAGGACAACUUUCGGUUUACCGCACUUGCAACAUAUCCGCAAGCGGAAGCGAGGGCGAUUUCAGUGCGUAUUCUGCUUUGUGCAGUGAGAAUAUUGCAGCGUCGCCUGAAGGGAUUGUGUGAUGUAUUGGAGGAAAAAGGGAUUUCGGCGGGUGUAUCCUUGGUUGUUGUUGGGAAUCAUCGCUCACGGGGUCUGGUGGAUGCUGCAGCACGUCAUUGGUUGAGUGAGCCACAAACAGCAACGUCCACAGACUGUAACGUGUUAGUUGAGUGGGGCAACUUUGAUUCUGUCGAUGUGACGACCCACACACCUGAUGCGUUUAUGCCCUCAUCUUUUGAAAGACCCUCAUGGAUUAUUAACGGUGUGCGUUUCUCUCGUGCGGAUCCAAGCGUGCUUCAACAUUUCCUGUUUGUUGGUACCUCCAGUGCAUUGUUUCCGCUCCAUCUUCUUAAUGUGCAUCAGUACAACCUCUUUCAUCACCCAGAAGAGUUGCGUGAGGUGGCGUUUGAAAGCGAGAACGCGCCUGCGCUGACAAUACUCGAUGAAAACUUUGGUUGUGGUGGUGAAGCAGGUCUGGCAGAUGAUGCAGUGGGCGGUGAUGUUGAUGAUGGCAUGCGGAAGAUGGAAGCUGCGGUGGAGGCUCACUUUGACUCUAACAACAGCAAACUUGCUCCGAUUCAAGCAACGUUAAGCAAACGGAUGCGGCAACGCGCGUUUAACAUGGAAUUGAUCCGCUGUAGUAGUGCUGUGGGAAUUGUUGUGGCCUCCUUGGCGAUUGAAGGUUACUACGAAACGACAAUGCUGCUCUAUCGGUUCCUACGUGCCCAUGGAAAGCGGGCGUACAUCAUUUAUGUUGGACAUCUAAACAAAUACAAAAUUGCUAAUUUUGUGGAUACUGUGGAUUGCUUUGUCUUGAUUGCCUGCCCCAAUAGCCGUGAAAGUCACUUUCCUACCAAGGAGGAUGAUUUUUCAAAACCGAUUGUGUCCCCCAUUGAGGUUAUACUUGCCCUACGAAUGGAAGACUGUGACUCACCACUCUUCGGUCAUCCGGCCGUAUACAGUACGACGUUUGACUCUGUUCUUCCACUGCUGCGCGAGGCCAUGCAGGCGGUGGAGAAUGCGCGUGCCGCAGGGGAUACCUCCACCGUUGCGGUGCCAAUGGAAGACGGGUGUGGUGCCGCCCUGAUUCGUGCGUCUGCGGGGGUAGUUGCCACACAGGGCGCUAAUGGGGCGUUGGCUCGUCUUCAUGAGCGUACUUUCGUUGGAUUGGACCCGAAAAAUGGGCAAACGCCCGUACAGGACGAAAUCCUUGAAGGACGUCAUGGGAUCGCACGUGGUUACACCACUGAAAGGAAGCAACAGGAUGGGGAGUGGUAG
Molecule: messenger RNA, 1848 nt
Organism: Trypanosoma rangeli
Lineage: Eukaryota; Euglenozoa; Kinetoplastea; Trypanosomatida; Trypanosomatidae
Product: putative diphthamide synthesis protein
Exons: 1
Coding region: 1-1848 (615 amino acids)
Biological process (GO): protein histidyl modification to diphthamide
Molecular function (GO): 2-(3-amino-3-carboxypropyl)histidine synthase activity
Source: RefSeq, a predicted model, not a curated record